Molecule: messenger RNA, 933 nt
Organism: Carya illinoinensis
Lineage: Eukaryota; Viridiplantae; Streptophyta; Magnoliopsida; Fagales; Juglandaceae
Product: NDR1/HIN1-like protein 26
Exons: 1
Coding region: 89-721 (210 amino acids)
Biological process (GO): defense response to other organism
Source: RefSeq, a predicted model, not a curated record
CUUCUUUAUAACCCCAUCCUCUCCUCUUCCUUAACCUCGCCAACUUCCUCUCUCUCUCUCUCUCUCUCUCUCUGCUUGCUUCCUGCAAAUGUCUCAUGUCCUAGAAAAGUCUCCUAAACACUGCGCCAAGCAAGGACUGAACAUCGACCAGCAUCACAAGAAGCUAUUCUUCUUCUUCUCCACGUUAUUCACCUCGAUUCUCUCACUUAUAUUAGUCAUCUGGCUCAUCUUACGCCCCUCAAAGCCUGACUUUUCCCUAAGAGAAGCUGACAUCUACCAGCUCAACCUCUCAGGCUCUCACCUUCUCAACUCCUCCCUCCAACUCACCCUCCUUUCCAAGAACCCUAACCAGAAAGUUGGCAUUUACUACGAUGAGCUUCAAGUUUAUGCCGAUUACAAGGGGCAACAGAUAACAACCUAUACCUCUCUUCCUCCUUUCUACCAAGGACAUCAAGAUAGUAAUCUGUUAACAGCUUCUUUGGUAGGAACAUGGCUGCCUGUGGCUCCAUCUUUUGGCUAUGAAGUUGGACGUGAUCAAACCGCCGGAAAACUAGUUCUGAGACUGAAGGUGAACGGCCGGCUUCGGUGGAAAGUGGGGACUUGGGUUUCCGGCAAGUACCGGUUCAAUGUGAAUUGUGUUGCAGUUAUGGCUUUUGGACCAGCCAUCCCAACAGGUCCCUUAACUUCAAAGCAGGGUUCUCACUGUGCUACUACGGUUUGAAUCAGCAAAAAUGAAUCGACUACAGUGAGUUGUGCUGCCUCUGUUUUUGGGUUUGUAUUGGGCUUGCUUUUAACCAAGUUUGCUGCUUAAUUCUAAGCUUUGUACAUUGGUUAUGAUUAUAAGAAUGAAGAUUUAUAAGCUUGUUUGGGGAUGUUAAUUAUCAUUGUAAGGAUUAUUCAUAGAAUGAAAAUUAAGCUUGUUUGUGAUGUUAA